GUCUGCAUCAUCUCUCUCUUAAGCUGUGACACAAAGUAACUAUCGUAUCUAACGUAUAUAAGAAAAGAGAGUGAUCGUCCAUCCAUCUUUACCAAUCCAACUAACCUCUCUUCUCAAGGAAUCUUUAUCGUCUGCAAUUGUACUUAUUAUUAUCAAAGUUAUACGUGCUACCAGUAUUUUACUACUGCUUUCAUUGAAGAGUAUACUAUACAUAACUUUCGAAAUGACGAAACAACUUGCUCCCGGCGCCCGACUGGAAGGGAAGGUUGCUAUUGUUACUGGAGGCGGAUCUGGUUUCGGCGCCGCCAUCGCGCAGCGCUUCGCCUCCGAAGGAGCCAAGGUCAUCGUGGCGGAUAUCAGUGUCGAAGGGGGCCAGAAGACGGCCGCCGCCGAUCCGGAAAAUAUUGUGUUCGAGCAGAUGGACGUGACCAAGGCAGCGGAUUGGAAGCGCAUUGUGGAGAAGGCGGUGUCGUUGUUUGGAAAGUUGGAUGUGUUGGUGAAUAAUGCGGGGACGACGUAUCGGAAUAAGCCGACGCUGGAAGUCACCGAGGACGAAUGGGAGCGCGUGUUCAAUGUGAACGUCAAGGGAGUUUAUCUGGGCAGUCAGGCAUUCGUGGCUCGGGUGAUUGAGCAGGGCCAGGGCGGGUCGAUCAUUAAUAUCUCGUCGACGGGAGCGUCGAGACCUCGGCCUGGGUUGGUGUGGUAUAAUGCGUCCAAGGGGGCAGUUUCGAAUGCUACCAAGGGUCUGGCGGCUGAGUAUGGACCGCAUAAUAUCCGUGUCAACUCGGUCGCUCCCCUUCUGUCGGCUACGCCGUUGUUCUCCGUGUUCACCGGAAUGGAAAAUACGCCGGAGAACUGGGAGAAGUUCAUUGGAAAUGUGCCGUUGGGUCGUCUCUCGGAGGGGAGUGACAUUGCGAACAUUUGUCUGUAUCUGGCCAGUGAUGAGGGACGGUUCAUCAACGGGACGGAGAUGGUCAUUGAUGGUGGAAAGUGUAUCUGA
Messenger RNA from Aspergillus eucalypticola CBS 122712, 1000 nucleotides. Its product is annotated as oxidoreductase. The transcript is spliced from 4 exons. The record is from RefSeq and is a predicted model, not a curated record. Lineage: Eukaryota; Fungi; Ascomycota; Eurotiomycetes; Eurotiales; Aspergillaceae. Bases 224 to 1000 code for a protein of 258 amino acids.